Messenger RNA from Lotus japonicus, 1254 nucleotides. RefSeq names its product glutathione S-transferase T2-like. The record is from RefSeq and is a predicted model, not a curated record. The coding region runs from base 1 to 1254 and encodes 417 amino acids. The transcript has a single exon. Lineage: Eukaryota; Viridiplantae; Streptophyta; Magnoliopsida; Fabales; Fabaceae.
AUGGAUCCUUCUUUUCAAGCUUACUUUGAGUUCUUGAAAAAUCAAUCUUCUACUACUCUUGAAAAUUCUUCAAAUCCACAAACCUCAAAGUAUCAACCACCUUCAAACCAAGUCUCACAACAAUCACCUUCAAACCAAGUCUCACAACAACCAUCUUCAUACCAAGUCUCACAACAACCACCUUCAAACCAAGUCUCACAACAACCACCUUCAUACCAAGUCUCACAACAACCACCUUCAAACCAAGUCUCACAACAACCACCUCCACAAUAUGUAGUGUAUCAACAACAACCAUUCAUUUACCAACCACAUGCUGGAGAUGGUUCCCAAAAUCCAACUCAUUUUGUGCAUCCAUCACCACCACCACCACCAAACUCCUAUAGCCCUCAAAUUAGUAGCAGUAGUGAAAAAGUACCUGAAACACAAUUUGAAGGUAUGGUUGAUGAGCUUGAUGAGACUACUUUCCCUGCUAAAGGAGAUGGCCAGAAAACCAAAAAACAACGCUUGAAAUGGUGCGAAAAUGACGAUAUAAUUCUUCUCCAGACAUGGCUCAACAUUUCAAAGGAUUCGGUAACAGGAACUGAUCAAAAGGCUGAAACCUUUUGGCGGAGGAUUGAACAUCAAUACAACAAGUACCGCAAAGUAGGUUCUCCUGAGAGGCAAUGGUCUCAACUGAAGUCUCGCUUUCAUACAUUGAGUAAAGCGGUCUCAACUUUUGUCGGUUGCUACAAGAAAGUUACCAACCCUCCGAAGAGCGGCUACUCUGAGAGAGAUAUCAUGGCUGAUGCAUGUUCAUUGUAUAAUGCAAUGGAAAAGACUAAAACAUUCAAUUUUGAGCAUGCAUGGCGGGUGUUGAAAGAUGAACCCAAGUGGAAAGGAGAAGCAAUGCCAAUCUAUUCUCAGCAGUCACAACAUUCUACUGAUGGGGUGCACACAUCAAUCGAUGGUUCAGAACAUGAGGUAGUACAAAUAUUUUCCCGUCCACCGGGUCAGAAAGAUAUGAAGGCAAAGGCAAAGACAAAGGCUACAACGACUUCCAACAAUGAACAAAAGAUGGCAGAGGCGGAAUCUCUUGUCAAGGAAAAAGAGGAAAGGAUGGAAAGACUUGAGCGUUUAAAGAAGAAUGACCAUCUGAAGAUGUUAAAUGAUAUCCUUCUCCAAGACACAUCUAACAUGAAUGAGGAACAAUUAGCAGAUUUUAAGAACAUAUGUGUGUACACUAGGCGCCAAUUAGAGGACUUGUUUAAGGAAUAA